Molecule: messenger RNA, 887 nt
Organism: Hemiscyllium ocellatum (epaulette shark)
Lineage: Eukaryota; Metazoa; Chordata; Chondrichthyes; Orectolobiformes; Hemiscylliidae
Product: alpha-aspartyl dipeptidase-like
Exons: 9
Coding region: 109-831 (240 amino acids)
Biological process (GO): proteolysis
Molecular function (GO): serine-type peptidase activity
Source: RefSeq, a predicted model, not a curated record
UCCGGAGGUCGGUUUAAUUUGAAGCCCAGUUUGGAUCUGUCCAUUGAAAUCACCACAAAGGCGUCAUUCAGGAGCUCUACCAGAAAUAAUAUCCUGAGGAGAGUCAAGAUGAAACGCAGGGCGUUACUGGUUUCAAACUCAACAAUGUAUGGAGGCAGCUACCUGGAACAUUGCCAGGAACAAAUAGUCAAUUUUUUUGGCGACAAAGUGAAGAGAAUUUUAUUUAUCCCGUAUGCUUUGCAUGACAGAGAUGCAUAUGCCAAGAAAGCACGGUGUAAAUUUGAAAGUCUGGGUUAUGGAUUGGACAGUAUUCACGAAGUUCCAGAUCCUGUGGGAGCAGUACAGAAAGCACAAGGAAUCUUUGUGGGUGGUGGGAACACAUUUCGCCUGCUGAAAGUUCUGUACGACAACAAACUGGUUUCGGAGAUACACAGGAGAGUCUUCCAGGAUGGUAUUCCUUACCUGGGGUCCAGUGCUGGGACAAACGUAGGCACUGUCAGUAUCAACACUACCAAUGAUAUGCCGAUUGUCUAUCCACCUUCAUUCAAAGGCAUUGGUCUGGUUCCAUUUAACAUAAACCCUCACUACCUGGAUGAAGAUCCCAACAAUCAACACAUGGGGGAAACACGGGCAAAGCGCAUUGAACAAUACCAUGAGGAACCUGAUACACCACCAGUCAUGGGUUUGCGAGAGGGUUCCAUGCUCCUGGUCGAAGGUGAUAAGGCCACACUGUUAGGAACCACUGGUGCUCGCUUGUUCAUCCGGGGAGAGAAAGCCACAGAGCAUGACCCUGGAGCAGACUUCAGCUUCCUUCUGACAGACUCUCACUGACUGAACUGCUAAUAGGAGUCCAAAUACAACAAAGGAAAUAAUAUUGAAUGAAUAAA